Patiria miniata (bat star) is the source of this 1074-nucleotide messenger RNA. RefSeq names its product cholecystokinin receptor type A-like. Bases 1 to 1074 code for a protein of 357 amino acids. Gene Ontology annotation, biological process: G protein-coupled receptor signaling pathway. The record is from RefSeq and is a predicted model, not a curated record. Gene Ontology annotation, molecular function: neuropeptide Y receptor activity. Gene Ontology annotation, cellular component: membrane. NCBI's taxonomy places the organism in Eukaryota, Metazoa, Echinodermata, Asteroidea, Valvatida, Asterinidae. The transcript has a single exon.
AUGGAGAACGACACUUCUCCGAUUGAGGGAAAGGAAUGGGUGUCCACCUUAGUGUGGGAUUGGAUCGAGAUCUUGCGGCUGAUUUUCGCCAUCACUGGGAUCAUUGGCAACACUCUGGUGAUUGUGGUCUACGUCCACCGCCGCCGUAUGCGGAACACGACCAACGCCUUCAUAGUGAAUUUAGCCGUGGCAGAUUUGAUAACUUCAAUCUUUAUCAUCCCAAUUCCCGUUCUCUCCAACAUCCCAAUGUCCCCGGUCGGCCGGUUGUACUGCAAGAUGAUCUUCAACUUGGUGUUCAUGUGGAUUUCCAUCGUAGCUUCACUGCUCACGCUCACCUGGGUCUCCCUGGAGCGGUAUUUCGCCGUGGUCUACCCCAUGCGCUACCGGGUGAUUUUCUCCAAGUGGCGGCCCCGUGCCAUCAUGGCGUGCACGUGGCUGAGUUCAGUGGUCAUCAAUACCUUCAAUCUCUACAUAGUGGAUCUGAACGAGACGGGCAAAUGCCAGAACCACUGGCCGAGUUUAGGCUUCCGGUACCUCAUCGCCACCUCGGUGUUUUUCCUUGAGUACUUCAUACCGAUGGUCAUCAUGUUGGUGGCCAACAUCAUCACCGUACGGACCUUGAAGUCCCAGGCGCGAGCUUUGCUUCAGCGGGACCAGUCGCGCUUCAGCCCGGCCUACUCUCUCCUCGAAGCCCGCCGGAGGGUAAUCGAGACGCUCUUCAUCGUGAUCAUCACCUUCAUCGUCUGUUGGACUCCUGACCAGAUCGGCUUCUACAUCUACCACUUUGGAGGCGUUCCGGACACCUACUUAGGCGAACCGCUCUACCGGUUCAUGGUGCUCCUAGCCUUCGCCAAUUCCUGCGCUAAUCCCAUCAUCUAUGCCUUUAAGAACAAGCAUUUCAGGCAUGGAUUCAUGAACAUGGUGCGGAGGAAAGGAAACAGGGUCGGAAGCAACGCCGAUUCCUUAGCGGGUGAGGAGGAGUUCAACACGGUGAAUGUGACGGUCCGGACGGUCAGACCCAAGGCCGUCUCACGGUCUCAACAGCCAUCGCAGCGCAGUCUUAACAGAUCUUAA